Colletes gigas is the source of this 2002-nucleotide messenger RNA. It is a transcript of the gene geminin, whose product is annotated as geminin. The transcript is spliced from 5 exons. The record is from RefSeq and is a predicted model, not a curated record. Lineage: Eukaryota; Metazoa; Arthropoda; Insecta; Hymenoptera; Colletidae. The coding region runs from base 205 to 732 and encodes 175 amino acids. Gene Ontology annotation, cellular component: nucleus. Gene Ontology annotation, biological process: negative regulation of cell cycle; negative regulation of DNA replication.
GUUGGGUGCAUGGAACGAGGGUGAAACAGUAUGUUGGGGUUUCAUCUGAAGUUGUAUAUUAGAAAUAUCUGAAUAUUUAUUACGAGAACAGUGUAAUUUCAAAACAGACACAAUAAUUCAUCGAUUAACUGCUGGUUGCGUGAAUAGCAUUGCUAUAUUUUUUUCGUAUAAUCUCGUUGACUAGCGUUUUUAACGGACACUAUCAUGAAACCUGGAGGUGGUACGAAGGUUUCUGCCGCCAAAACUGUUACCUCUGAGGAUAAGGUCAGAAAGUCUUUGCACGUUUUGCAGCCAGCGGCCAAUGACAAAGAAAACUUGGUGGGUGGUGGGAGAAUGCUCAGAUCUGCUCUGUCAGCAAAGGAAACAGUUAAAUCCGAAUUGCACGAUAAGAAAAAGCAGGAUGAUUCAAAGCGUAAAAAAAUAACAUUCAGGGAUAAGGGUGUACAAACUGCGAGAGGGGAUAAGAUUAAGAUUGAAGUCGAAGAUUUGACAUCGGAAGCAGGACCUAGUGAAAACUACUGGGAAGUGUUAGCCGAAAGACGGCGGAUAGCAUUAGAAGAUGCUCUAGAAGAAAACAAAGAACUGUUCGAUCGCAUAGAGAAACUGGAAGAGGAGAAUCACGUAUAUAAAGAAAUGUUAGAUGAAUCUAGAGCACUUGUAGAAGUCCUACAGGAAAUGAUCGGCGAGGACAGAAACGAUAUAAAUAAUUCUUUAGAAGAUAGUACUCUUUAAUUUAAGAUUUUGCAAUCCUAGUACCGAACGGUGCCUUCUGAUUCAAGAUAUAGAGAUGAUCAUCUCCAUAUUGGAGAUAAUAUAAUGCACCCGUCCGAUACGACGUGUAGCACGAUAAAGAAAAAGUCUGAGCGGAACCUCAAUGAACUGAAAAUGGAAGAGCUUUUAUAUUACUCUUUGUACCCGCGAUAGAAACGUUUAUAGGUUUCUAUAUAUUUAACAUACGACAAUGGCCGUGACUAUAAACAUGUUUACGUUAUAGAGUACUAUUCAUUAUAACAAAAAUAUUAUAUAAUUUUGAUUUCAAUUAAUAAACGGAUUUUCUAAGGACUUCGAUUUCCGUUUAUUGUACUUCAGUAAUUUUCGAUUACAAGCGGACUCUAAAGCUGCGUCGUCGGAGACUUUGAUAACGUUUGGGGUCGAUCUAUCGAUUGAAUUAUAUUUUGUGGAGUAUUUCGUUCUGUCAGGAAUUCUUUUAAUCGAAGUGUUUUACGAAGGUUGUUAGAUUUCAAAGCCCGGUAAUUCUACAUAUUUCUUGUUUUCAACUUUUAUAUUUGUAUAUAUGUACAUUGUUUAUUAAAUAUGUAAUCCAGAACGAAAUGUUCUACAAAGGAUCAUCGCUUCAUCCCAUUGAAAAUCAUUAAAAUCUCUGGCGAGUCGGCUAUAGGGUCCCGUUAUGAUUAAACACAUUUCUGUCCGCGUGUUAAAAUGUUCGAAUUCAAUGUAACUACAUCAUAGUCUGUUUCAAGAUAAUGUUAACGACGAGGAAUAACUGUGGAAUUGAAGAGAUUGCUAGUAUCACGUAUUUAUUUCACAAAUCUUUGGCAUAGAAGACCUUGAGUUCCAUUGAAAAAAAACAUCAACGCUAACAUCGGUUUUGGCAACGAUUGACGGUGUUUCGUUGACACACCAGUCACAGCACUGUUAUGUUCGAGGAAGCCAUCAUCUGCUGCAUCAUCGUUUCAGUGAAAAGUUACAAAAGUUCGGAAGGCUGCCAGGACGUUGUGCGUAAAAUUGUUGCUGGACGCACACGCAUGAAUGCGGGACGCGCAAAAGCGAACAUACGAGUUCUUCACUAUUCUUGCACGAGGACAUUCGCCACGAGUAUUUUCAUUUUUUUUUCCCAUCUCGUUCAAAGGACGCGUCGUUUCCUUGAUGACCAAUUAAACGGAUAGUGGACCGUCUCACCGGAAACUGAAUCGUGAGAGUCGGUGAACGUCGGGUUUGCACUGCGGAACGCCGUCGAGAAGCGUCGAGGCCAGUCCUUAAU